This is a messenger RNA of Triticum dicoccoides, 1915 nucleotides long. Its product is annotated as probable magnesium transporter NIPA6. NCBI's taxonomy places the organism in Eukaryota, Viridiplantae, Streptophyta, Magnoliopsida, Poales, Poaceae. Gene Ontology annotation, biological process: magnesium ion transport. Gene Ontology annotation, cellular component: membrane. The transcript has 9 exons. The coding region runs from base 397 to 1428 and encodes 343 amino acids. The record is from RefSeq and is a predicted model, not a curated record. Gene Ontology annotation, molecular function: magnesium ion transmembrane transporter activity.
CUUCCGUGCGGCCCCACCCACCACCAUCAGCCCGAAGCACCCGCGCGGCCUCCCCUGUCCCCCUCGCGUCGCCCUUUCCAAGGACCAGCUGCCAAGACCGACGACCGGGCCGGCGGCCGGCGGGCGGACAACAACAACAACAGGCGGAACCACCCACCCUGGCCAGCAGCCGCCAGCACGGACGAGACAAGCGGGCGGCGGAGAGGAGAGAAGAGGCACGCGCCACCACCGGCCGCUCCUGUCGUGCGCGCGGCCUCCUGUUUUCCCGGAGAUUUGAGCCGGAGGCGCGCGUCGCGGGGGCUGUCUAGCUAGCUGCGUUCGCGCGAGCGGCCCGCCCGUCUAUCUCCUUGUUCGCCUUGGCGUGGCGGCCGGCGGGAGGGGACGGGAGGGAAGGGGAUGGGCGCGUCGGACAACACCAAGGGGCUGGCGCUGGCCGUGGCCUCCAGCGCCUUCAUCGGCGCCAGCUUCAUCCUCAAGAAGAUCGGCCUCAUGCGCGCCGGCAAGUGCGGCCUCCGCGCAGGCGGAGGAGGAUACACGUAUCUUCUGGAGCCUCUCUGGUGGGCCGGCUUGAUCACCAUGCUGCUUGGGGAGGUCGCCAACUUCAUUGCCUAUGUCUUCGCACCGGCCGUCCUUGUGACUCCUCUUGGAGCACUAAGCAUAAUCGUCAGUUCAGUGUUAGCGCACUUUGUGCUGAAGGAGCGGCUUAACAAGCUCGGCGUUCUUGGCUGUAUAUCAUGCAUAGUAGGCUCAGUUGUUGUCGUUCUACAUGCCCCUGAAGAGCACAUGCCCGAUUCCGUCGAAGAAAUCUGGGAUCUAGCUACCCAACCAGGAUUUCUAGCAUACGCGGGAACAACAUUGUUACUCAUGGCAAUAGUAGUAGUGUUCAUCGAACCGCGGUAUGGUCAGAAGAACAUCCUGAUAUAUCUGGGUAUCUGCUCUUCAAUGGGAUCAUUAACAGUUGUUAGCAUCAAAGCCGUUGGUGUUGCCAUAAAGCUUACGCUGGAUGGAAUGAACCAGCUUGCCUAUCCACACACAUGGCUUUUUAUUCUGGUCGCAGUUAUCUGUGGGGUUUCUCAGCUAAAUUACCUCAACAAGGCACUGGAUACCUUUGAUUUAGCUAUGGUGUCCCCAGUUUAUUAUGUUAUGUUUACAACCCUUACAAUAGUGGCGAGUUCAAUUAUGUUCAAGGACGGGGCUGGACAAAGCUUAAGUAGUAUUGCUUCUGAAUGCUGCGGCCUGGUAACGAUCCUUUCUGGAACAAUUUUGCUGCACGCAGCAAAGCAAAAAGAAGCUGCCAGUUCUCCAGCAUCCACUUGGCCUCUGGAUAGAGGGAUAUCUUGGUAUAUCAGCGUAGGCAGCGACAAUCUACUGAGGAACGUCGAAGACGACUACUUCGCCGCUCCACAAAGUUCGCCAACCACACCCUGAUCAUACACUUGGAGACAAGUCCAAAUACUUUGACCGGAGAAGAAAGUCCUUGGACACUUGUAAAGAGGAAACCGUGUGAGUUGCGGCGGAGCCUCAGCAGCGCCAGCAUUCUGGCGGUUUUGGUUGAGAAGAUGAAGAUUUCGUCAGCCAUUCUUUCGUCGUUCGCACGUACAUAGGAACCUGUCUAGGAUAGGCCCUGCUGUCCAAUUCCAGCUUGUAAGUUGUUUGUCGAUGAGCGGUGAGCGGGCUGAAGUUGUCGGCCUGCGUGUUGUUGUGCAUUGUGUAGAAUUUUUCUCCUUGUGAUUAGGCUUCAGGGUGGAACAUCAAUGCGCGAUUCGAUUUCGAUGCCGCCGUUCUUCUUCUGAGAGAGAAUUUCGGUUUCAUCGUUGAGCUUAAUUAGUUUUGAUUGAGCAGAUGUAUACAUUCAGUGGAGGCUGCAGCCUCCUGUUAAUGUCAAAUCUUUAAAUUGCUGAUGAUAUUGUUGCCA